GUUGACUGCUCGCAGAGCUCGACCGAUCGUUAACGCGUAGCAGAACGGCCAUUGUGUAAAAAGAGCCCGGAUAGUGCACGCUGAGGACCGUCCAGCCGGACGCGUAGUUCUUCUUUUAAGACUUACUUGUGAUAUUAGACUGUGCCAAGGAGCGAGCUAACCAAGCCGAAGAUGGAAGACGACCAGCAGUUCUGCCUAAGGUGGAACAAUCACCAGAGCACGCUCAUCCAAAACUUUGACACAUUACUCGAAAGUGGCACGCUAGUGGACUGCACCCUGGCGGCGGAGGGGAAGUAUCUAAAGGCCCACAAAGUAGUCCUCUCUGCGUGCAGUCCGUACUUUGAGGGCCUCCUCAGCGAACACUACGACAAGCACCCUGUCUUUAUACUAAAGGAUGUUAAGUUUAAAGAGUUGAAGGCCAUGAUGGACUACAUGUACAGGGGAGAAGUUAAUAUCUCCCAAGACCAGCUGGCCGCACUUCUCAAAGCCGCCGAGUCUUUACAAAUUAAGGGCCUCUCGGAAAGUAAAACGGGUAGCAGUGGCGGGAGCAAAACAGACUCGAGGCAACAGAAGGUCGUUUCGCAACCAACGGCACCGUCGUUAGACAUUCCACACGCGUCUUCCGGUCUCACCAUAGAAAAGAACAUCAAAGUUCCUAGGCAGAGUUUGGCGCAAAGCUGUGUAGGCGACCUACCAGAAGACUCCGCCAGUCCGCAGCUUCCGAAAGGAUUAUCCUCCAGGGAAGGGUCGCAAAGUCCAACCUCCUCGAGGAAAAGAAAAAAGUUUAGGAGACGAAGCGUCGGCGAGGACACCUCGGUAGAGAAUCACGAUGCGUCCAAUUCGAGCGACAUGCCCCAACAAAUGGGCGUUCCUGCGCUUGGAAUCGCGCCUGUCACGGAUGAGAAGGCUCUUGCUGACCCCGCGGAGUCUCUCGGCAGGUCGACCAUCGUGACGCAUCUAACGAAACCUGCCGACGAAAUGCUCCAGUUGCCCCUCGAAAAACCGGAGCCGAACGAUAGCCUGAUCGAGCCAAAGUCUGAAUUUAUGGAUGAUCCAGAGGAGAGCGUCGAAGACCUGACGCUCGAUGACGAUAUGAACGACCUCAAUGAAAUGGAGCAAGAUAAUAAUAGAGCCGGUCCUUCCCACGAUCCCUCCCAACAUCCUGGUCUUGCCGCGUGGCACGUAACGGGCGAUCGAAGUAACGCGGGAGGAGUCGUGGGCUCGGUGGCAGGCGCCCCUGGAACGACGGACGAAGUCUUUCUCGCAGCCCAGGAGGCCGCUCAGGCCCACCGCGACUCACAAGGCAUGGGAGCCCUGCUUUCUCUCCUGCGCUCGGACUACAAGCACUCGGUGAAGAGGUACAGGGCGACGAGAGAGAGCACCGGGAGAGACAGCGUGGAGGGCAACGAUCGCACCAGGGAGGUCGUCUUCCCGGACUCGUUCGAGGUCCUACCUCAACCUAGGGACCUCAGCGUCGUUUACAUGGGCGUCCCUCACGAGCAGCAGCGCAAGUUCAGGUGCAGGUUCUGCGGCAAGGGGUACAGGUGGAAAAGCACGAUGCGCCGCCACGAGAUGGUCGAGUGUGGCGGGAAGCCCCCUGCUUUCCAGUGCCCCGAGUGUCCCUACAAAGCUCGGCAACGAGGCAACCUCACCGUGCACUACAAGCGACAUCAUCAGAAAAUCGGAUACGACGAGAGCAUCUAGACCUAAUCUCGACACCCCGUCUCUCUUGGAUAUCUCUCUCUUACUCUAUCUCUCGAUGCCCUCGAGACGACGCGCGCUUGUAUCUCCAUCUCGCCCCCUCUUUAUUUUUUUUACGGCCACUCGCCUCGGAUUUUUGAGGACUAUCGACGAAUUCCGUCAAUCGGGAGUAGUUUCGAGAACGAAGGAUCGAUUCGAUCUUACAUUGCCGAGGAUGAGACGUUUCGAGGACCCAGCCUCCGUUUGUGAUAGAUCUCCUCUCGAUCCCUCGAUUCAAGAUGGCGCGUCGAGGUUACGUUUUCAAGGACCCGAUUAUGGGUCCUCUUAGGGUGAUAGCAUUGGAAGGGCUGAAUCGGUAGUUGGAGGUUUCUUCCAGCGUGGUAGUUGCAGUGGCGGUGCACUUUAGACGUCGAAAAUCGGUGGCGACGAGAGUGGUCCUACGCGCGGUUCUCUACCUCUCGAAUGUCUCUUAACAUCUCUCUAUUAUAAUUGUUAAGGCAAAGUUAGCCCUUGUUCGGGACGAUCUUCCCGGGGCACGUGCUCUAGGGAAUCCCUCCGCUCCAAGGGACUGCCCAUCGUCUCGCUCAAUACCGAUUUAUCGAUCAUCGAAUUAUCUCACUAGGGAACAACUGAUGUUUUCUCGACUGGAAGAUUUUUUUUAAGGUGUUUGGCGCACCUUGCAAAUCCGAAUUUUUCUCGACCGAUAGUGCCUUUCGUAUGGAUCUACGUGAGCGAAUUUCGGGACGAAUUGAGAUUCCAUUCCAUUUUAACGCGUUAAAAAUAGGACGGUUGAUGUACAUUCUGGAGAUGCGCGAUGUGUAUUAUUUUAGGAGUUAAAAAAAUGUUAAGUUAGAUGCGGAACUAUAUGCUCGUGAGAAAAAUCUCUGAUAUUCGUCUCAACUGAAAUUCCGAUAAGUAGCAGUAUUAAUCGCCGAUCGAUGAUCGCGAUUGCAAUUGGCUUUUCGAUGCUUCCUCAACCUCGAAAUUCGGUUUCGAAGUAACGUCGACUUCUCGAGGAUUCGAACGCGAAUGUUCCGCGAGGAAACGCGAUUAAUCGGAGCGACGUGUAUGGAUUUUGAUAAGCAAAUGUUCACCGACUGCGAGUAAGGUUCCCACUAUCUGACACGCGGGACUGAGACGACAAUCUCCUUGCAACACUAGUGGUUAUUUACGGUCAUAUUCAUUCCAGUUAAUUAUCUCUCGGAGAGUAACGAUCGGUCUUGAGACUCUUCCUUUCGUCGCAUCGACGGACGACGCCGAGUUCAGCUGAUAAGGGGCUCCGAUCGCGAUAAAAGUACUCGUCCUCUCUUGGGAAAAAUAUAUAAAGACAUUAGCGAUCCUGAUUAAAUUUGUACAUUGCCUGGGCAGGACGGGGAGGUAGCGAUUUUAUUUUUUUUUAUAUUUUUUUUUAUUAAAUUACACUCGCAGGCUCUGGUCCUUCUCUCUUCCCCUGGCGGCCCGAAACCGCUCUUCUCACCUGAAUUCAGCGUCGGAAAAUAAGGAUAGAAGUCGGCAAUCGACGUGUCUAGUGCCUGUGUAACUUACGAAUGCAUUCCAGUAUUUAUUGCGCGUGAGCUUAACGGUUGAAACCGCGUUUAAACCGCGUUUAAACCGCGUUGAAAUCGCAUCCGCUCGUUGGCGAGGAACGCCCGAGCGGGCGCCAUCUUUUUAUCGUUAGACACCUAAGGACAAUCGUUUUUCCACGUAUUUUUGUUUGUUUUGUACACAAAGGAGAAAUAACUCGGACGCGAGCUUGCGACGCGCGUCAGUAUUUUUGAUAUCAGUAUUUUUUGCGAAUUUCCGCCACUCGUUUGUUAUAUACCUUCCACCCUCGUCCGCGUUUCUCAACGCACCCCUCGAACUUGAUUUUUCUCUAAGAUUUAUCGGUUACCUUGUAAUUAACGAGCUACUUGUGUAAUUUGGACUUUUGGUAUGAUAUACUUAAUGUUUAAGAACGA
Messenger RNA from Orussus abietinus, 3659 nucleotides. Its product is annotated as longitudinals lacking protein. Gene Ontology annotation, molecular function: protein binding. Bases 172 to 1704 code for a protein of 510 amino acids. The record is from RefSeq and is a predicted model, not a curated record. Gene Ontology annotation, cellular component: nucleus. Gene Ontology annotation, biological process: regulation of transcription by RNA polymerase II. The transcript is spliced from 7 exons. NCBI's taxonomy places the organism in Eukaryota, Metazoa, Arthropoda, Insecta, Hymenoptera, Orussidae.